CGUGGGCGUGCUUUUCGCUUUUAAGAAGUUUGCGAAGUUGCGGCACAUCCUGGACGGCCAGCACGUUCCUUUGAAUUUCACGGUCCUCGCGUCUGGGGCGAGCUUCGCAGAGCUCCGCGUCGACGGCGGGAAUCCCAUCGCGGCCGCCGAUGUUGACCUGGCCGACGCCUUCAACGCGAUGCUGCAGCCGCCUGCGUUUCGGCGGUGCUUCGCGUUGCCUGGGAUCCGCGCGGGCCAGCUGGGGCUCGACUGCACCGCGGACGGCCGACAGCUCGGCGUGGCGGGCGUGGUCUACCCAUGCUUCAGGCGCCCGCCCAUGGGCCGUCUGUUCGGCCUCUGGAUCUUCCGGACAAUGCUGGAGGCGAUGGCCCUACAUGCGCCCGGCCUCACCGUUGCCCACCGCGUCGUGGAUCGACGCCCUGUGGCCCGAGUGACGGGCGACGUGGUCCACGCCGAGCACGUGGGCAACGCUCUCAGCUUGUCGACCAUCCCCGAGGUGGCCCGCGGCAGUGGUUUUAGGGCCCCGGCGCUGGGCUGGCAGUUCGACGAGCAGUUCCCGAUCAUCGGCCUGAACCCAGCUUCGAGGUGGAAGCUGAGGCUCGCCUUCUUGGAGCUGUGUCGGAAGGGUUCCGCCUCGGGCAACAGGAUCGCCCGGUUCGUCUCGCACUUCGCGUCGCCGGCUCCGAUCCGCCACGAGCUCCUGUCCAGCCUCAACGAAAAUGUCAUCGCCGGAGUCGCUCUCGGCCUGUCCCGAUACAUCGAGAGGUGGAUAUUCAAUGCUGAUGACGAGGUUGAGGUAUCACAUCGAGCACGCGCUCUGAAGUCUGCGAAGUCCGCCGCGCUCUUCAUCCCGGAGUCGAACCCUGGCCUGCACUGCAAUCCCAGGAAGCUUCAGAAGGUGGGGGAGAUGGGCCUGGGCCUGGACAUCACCCCCGAAACGAUGCUCGAG
Messenger RNA from Prorocentrum cordatum, 949 nucleotides. The record is from the annotation of a GenBank genome assembly. NCBI's taxonomy places the organism in Eukaryota, Dinophyceae, Prorocentrales, Prorocentraceae.